CAUGCAAGAAGAUGGGCCGGGAGAGGAGGAUGAGAAAGGCGUGGGGAGCUGUUUGAACUAUGCUCUGUGGCUCACCACAUGUUGCUUCGCUUGCUUCUGUUUCAGUGUAAGUGCCUCCGGAUAUUGGCAGUCAAAAAUGUCUUCAAAGGUCGACUCUCCAGCCCUCAGCCAGCAGUGGGCCUCACACCCUGCCUAUACACGGUAUUGGCAACAUUACCACCAGGCCAUGGCCUGGAUGCACAGCCACCAGCCGGCCUACUGGAAGGCUGUAGAGGCUUGCCAGGGUACUGUGUGUCAUGCGCCUCCCAAUGACACAUCCCAGACACCAGGCACUGAGGAUGGGGACCUGUCUCUGCACUUUGGGUGCCCCAAGGAGCCCUAUGACCCUCAGCAUGGUUAUUCCCCAUGCCCAUGGGGAGAGCAGCCCCUGCCCCAUUACCAGGCCCUGUUGGAGCAUAUGUUGCCAUCAUCAUCAUCAUCAUUAUCAUUAUCAUCGUCAUCAUCUUUGUCAUCAUCAUGGUUGUCAUCAUCUGACUCUGAGGAGCUGGAAUGUGAUAUCAGCAACAUGGAAAUCACUCAGGAGCUCCGGGACUACUUUGCACAGACUGAGAAGCACCAAGAGGAACGAAGGCUGCAGCAACAGAUGGAGGAAAGGCGCCUGGAAGACUACGUCGAGGCCGACCAUGACCUGUACUACAAUCUACAUCCGCGCUCAGUGGAGCCCCCCAGCCACAGAGUCUGGGAGCGACGCCUGGUGGAGAUGAAAAGACUGUAUGGGGACAGUGCCAGCAAGAUACAGGCCUUAGAGGCAACCAUGCAGCUGAGCUUCGACACAUACUGUGACCAGAAGCAGCCCAAGUACUGGCCUGUCAUUCCAUUCAUGUUCUGAGGGCAGCCCCUGGAAGUCCCACUGAG
Molecule: messenger RNA, 915 nt
Organism: Suncus etruscus (white-toothed pygmy shrew)
Lineage: Eukaryota; Metazoa; Chordata; Mammalia; Eulipotyphla; Soricidae
Gene: GEMIN8
Product: gem nuclear organelle associated protein 8
Exons: 3
Coding region: 2-889 (295 amino acids)
Biological process (GO): spliceosomal snRNP assembly
Cellular component (GO): SMN complex
Source: RefSeq, a predicted model, not a curated record